Molecule: messenger RNA, 4639 nt
Organism: Panicum hallii
Lineage: Eukaryota; Viridiplantae; Streptophyta; Magnoliopsida; Poales; Poaceae
Product: kinesin-like protein KIN-14I
Exons: 23
Coding region: 510-4316 (1268 amino acids)
Biological process (GO): microtubule-based movement
Cellular component (GO): cytoskeleton
Molecular function (GO): microtubule motor activity; oxidoreductase activity; ATP binding
Source: RefSeq, a predicted model, not a curated record
UUUAAUCCGCUUCCGCCCUCGCCAUACCCCUCGUGAGCCCCUCUCUCCCCUCUCCCCCUUCCUCCUCGCCCCCCCACCUCUCUCUCCAGUCCACACCUCGUCCUCCUCCUGCUGCCCCCCUCCCCGCGUUUGGAUCUCGUCCUGCCGGCCGCGGCCGGACGAGGCGCCGACCCGGUCCGACUCACCCCCGCCGACCGCGCGCUUGUCCGCUUACUUAUACCGCUUGCAUUGCCGGGGUUCGCUUCCAUUUGUCCACCCAAUCGCCGCGCCGGGUCGGGGGCGCUGCAGCUCAGCAGCUUGGACUCGGAGGCGGCGCCUUCCGCUUGGCUUUUGCUCCCGGGGCCGGCCGAUCUGAGGCGGCGCUCGCGGGAUUGGUCGCGAGGCUGUGCUUCCCGUGAUGGCGAUUGGAGCUCGGUGACCUGGUGGGCGAGGACUCGAGGCUUGAGGGGGGAGGCUCCGAGGGCGCUGGUCCCUCAGCGAGGGGGACGAGAGGAACACAGGGAGAAUACAUGGCGGCCGGCGGGGUGGGGCACCAGGCGCCCAACGGCGCCUCGGGCAGCGUCAGCAACGGCGCUGCUUCGGCCGCCGCCACGCCGCUGCACAGCUCGGCGGCCUCCACCGCCAACGGCGCCGCCGCCGACGGCUACGACAGCGACGGCUACAGCUUCGCGCCGCCUACACCGUCAACUUUGUCAAUGUCCAUACCUCCAGAGCUUGCUGGAGCAAUUCCAUUAAUUGAUAGAUUCCAGGUGGAGGGCUUUCUCAAAGCAAUGCAAAAGCAGAUUCAUUCGGCUGGAAAACGUGGAUUUUUUUCUAAGAAGUCUGUUGGGCCGCAAGCUCGUGAGAAAUUCACCUUGGAAGACAUGUUGUGCUUCCAAAAGGAUCCUAUUCCAACAUCAUUACUAAAGAUAAGCAGCGACCUUGUAAGCCGCUCAAUUAAGUUGUUCCAGGUCAUACUAAAGUACAUGGGCAUUGACUCACCAGCAAUAUUAAGUUUGGAGGAGAGAAUCGAGCUAGUUGCGAAGCUCUAUAAGCAUACAUUGAAGCGUUCUGAACUUCGAGAUGAACUCUUUGCACAGAUUUCAAAACAAACACGUAAUAAUCCUGAUAGGAGUUGGUCAAUAAGAGCUUGGGAGCUUAUGUAUCUUUGUGCAUCAUCUAUGCCACCAAGUAAAGAUAUUGGGGCAUACUUGUCUGAGUAUGUUCACUAUAUUGCCCACGGAGCCACAACUGAUUCUGAUGUUCGAGUUCUAGCACUGAACACACUAAAUGCAUUAAAACGAUCAGUCAAGGCAGGUCCUAGGAUUACAAUUCCUGCACGGGAGGAAAUAGAAGCUCUUUUAACAAGCCGGAAGCUUACAACAAUUGUAUUUUUCUUGGACGAAACUUUUGAGGAAAUAACUUAUGACAUGGCAACAACAGUUGCUGAUGCUGUUGAGGAACUUGCUGGCAUUAUCAAACUUUCCGUGUAUUCUAGUUUCAGCCUAUUUGAAUGUCGAAAGGUUGUCAAUGGAUCAAAGUCUUCAGAAGUUGGCCACGAGGAAUACAUUGGCUUAGAUGAUAACAAAUAUAUCGGUGACUUGCUAUCUGAAUUCAAGUCAGCCAAGGAUCGCAACAAAGGAGAAGUUCUGCAUUGCAAACUUAUAUUCAAAAAACGUCUCUUUCGUGAAUCAGAUGAGGCUGUGACUGAUCCAAUGUUUGUUCAGCUAUCAUAUGUGCAGUUGCAACAUGAUUACAUUUUGGGAAACUAUCCGGUUGGCAGGGAUGAUGCUGCACAACUCUCUGCUCUGCAAAUAUUGGUUGAGAUUGGAUUUGUUGACAAUCCUGAGUCCUGUGUUGAAUGGAUAUCACUUUUAGAGAGAUUUCUUCCUAGACAAGUUGCGAUUACUAGAGCAAAGCGAGAUUGGGAGCUUGACAUCAUUUCACGCUAUCAGUUAAUGGAACAUUUGUCAAAGGAUGAUGCACGGCAACAAUUUCUCAGAAUCUUGAGGACUCUUCCAUAUGGGAACUCAGUUUUCUUCAGUGUUCGAAAGAUUGAUGAUCCAAUAGGACUGCUACCUGGAAAAAUCAUCUUGGGUAUCAACAAAAGAGGGGUUCACUUUUUCCGCCCGGUUCCCAAGGAAUAUCUACAUUCUGCAGAGCUAAGAGACAUCAUGCAAUUUGGUAGCAGCAAUACAGCUGUUUUCUUUAAAAUGCGAGUUGCUGGUGUUCUUCAUAUCUUUCAGUUUGAAACGAAGCAGGGUGAGGAAAUAUGUGUAGCACUUCAAACACAUAUAAAUGACGUCAUGCUCCGCAGAUAUUCAAAAGCACGCACUUCUACUAGUGUGACUUCUCAGAAUGAUAACCAAUCAUAUAAGCCACCAAAUAUCGAAAUGUAUGAGAAACGAGUCCAAGAACUGACAAAAACAGUUGAGGAAUCUCAGAAGAAAGCAGAUCGGUUGCUAGAAGACCUACAGUUAAAGACAAAACAAGAAACAGAGAUGCAAGAAGAGUUGAAAGGCCUAAGAUACACCUUGCAAUCUGAACACCAAAGUUUUAAAGAUGUAAAAAGUGAGCUGGAUAAGCUUAAAUCGCUAUGUGAUGAGAAAGAAUAUGCUUUGCAGGCUGCCCUGAUGGAAAAAAGUAGACUUGAGACCAGAUUAACAAGUUGCCAGGGCCGUGAGAGAGAUACUUUGACAACUGUAGCCAGCAUCAACAGUGACAUUGAGAUGGUUACAAAGCUUAAGGAGGAGUUGAAAUCAUGCCAGAAAGAGCUGGAUGCAUCGAAAGAAGCCUCAAAGAAGUUAAUGUCCGAAAAAAAUCUUCUUGAUCAGAAGGUUCAAAGGCUUGAAAGAAUGAAAACUGAAGAGAAAAGCUCAAUGGAAAAGGUUUAUGCGGAUGAAUGCCGUAAACUGAAAUCUCAUAUUACUGAUUUGGAGCAGAAAUUGGAAGUUACAACACGAUCUUUAAAUGUGGCUGAAUCAAAUCUUGCCGCAAGAAAUUCUGAGGUGGAUAGCUUGCAAAGUAGUCUGAAAGAACUUGAUGAGUUACGAGAGUUCAAAGCGGAUGUUGACAGAAAGAACCAACAAACUGCUGAGAUUCUUAAAAGGCAAGGAGCACAACUGGUGGAACUUGAAAAUCUUUAUAAGCAAGAACAGGUUCUGAGGAAGCGUUACUAUAAUACAAUUGAAGAUAUGAAAGGGAAAAUAAGAGUUUUUUGUCGGUUGCGUCCUCUAAAUGAUAAGGAGCUUUCUUUAGAGGAGAAAAAUAUAGUUUGCAGUCCUGAUGAAUUUACAAUUGCACAUCCAUGGAAAGAUGACAAGUCGAAGCAACAUAUAUAUGAUCGUGUUUUUGAUGCAGACACUACUCAAGAAGAAGUCUUUGAGGACACUAAGUAUCUGGUACAAUCAGCUGUUGAUGGAUAUAAUGUUUGUAUAUUUGCCUAUGGCCAAACUGGUUCUGGAAAGACGUUCACAAUUUAUGGUUCAGAUAACAAUCCUGGUCUUACCCCAAGGGCGACAUCUGAGCUUUUUAGGGUGAUAAAGCGUGAUGGUAAUAAAUAUUCCUUUUCUUUGAAGGCAUAUAUGGUGGAGCUUUAUCAAGAUAAUCUUGUGGACCUAUUGUUGCCCAAAAAUGCAAAGCAGCAAAAGUUAGAGAUAAAAAAAGAUUCUAAGGGUGUUGUUACAGUUGAAAAUGCGACAGUUGUGAGCAUUUCAAGUAUUGAAGAACUGAGGGCUAUAAUUUCAAGAGGUUCUGAUAGAAGGCACACUGCGGGAACAAAUAUGAAUGAUGAGAGCUCACGGUCUCAUUUAAUUCUUUCAAUCAUUAUUGAAAGUACAAAUCUCCAGACUCAGUCAUAUGCAAGAGGCAAGCUAAGUUUUGUGGACCUUGCUGGUUCUGAGAGGGUGAAAAAAUCUGGUUCAGCAGGAAAACAACUUAAAGAAGCACAAAGUAUCAACAAAUCUCUUUCUGCAUUGGCUGAUGUUAUUGGUGCUUUAUCUUCUGAUGGACAACAUAUACCUUACCGGAACCAUAAGUUAACAAUGCUUAUGAGUGAUUCUCUCGGAGGCAAUGCGAAGACCUUGAUGUUUGUGAAUGUUUCACCAGCAGAGUCUAACUUAGAGGAGACUUACAACUCACUCAUGUAUGCUUCACGUGUUCGUUGCAUUGUUAAUGAUACAAGCAAGCAUGUUGCCCCAAAAGAAAUCGUGAGGCUGAAGAAGUUGAUUGCCUAUUGGAAGGAGCAAGCAGGCAAGCGAAGUGAUGAAGACGAACUGGAAGAAAUACAGGAAGAGAGGGUCUCCAAGGAGAAAGCAGACAAUCGCCUGACUGGCUGACAGUGAGGUACCACCACCGAAUGCUCCUGGUCGUGUUCGUCAAUGCUGAUAUGAAUUUGCGACAGCGGCUGAGUUCUGCGAUCACUCUCUAACAGAACGUUCCGAUAUGAUCUGACGGUGUUGUACACUAAUUGUAUAGUAGUUGCAUAUUACAUUAUGGCAGCGAUGCCCGUUUGUACAAAGAGGAAUGUAGCACACAUUGAUAGAAGGGGAAAAGUUGUUAGGGCUAACGGUUUUUUGGAGGCUUGAUGCGCCCUAACAGCUGGAUCACGUGUUAUCCCUGUAGCAGAUAUUUGAAGCAUCAUGAGCGUUCUCUCACCAAA